Messenger RNA from Carassius auratus (goldfish), 4007 nucleotides. It is a transcript of the gene zyx, whose product is annotated as zyxin. Gene Ontology annotation, cellular component: stress fiber; focal adhesion; cytoplasm. Gene Ontology annotation, biological process: integrin-mediated signaling pathway; transforming growth factor beta receptor signaling pathway. Lineage: Eukaryota; Metazoa; Chordata; Actinopteri; Cypriniformes; Cyprinidae. The record is from RefSeq and is a predicted model, not a curated record. Bases 270 to 2165 code for a protein of 631 amino acids. The transcript is spliced from 10 exons.
GUCGGUACAUUAAGAAAAAGUUCAUGUGGGCAGAUCAGAUUCGCUGAUGAUCAUCCCCACCAGAGCUUCUUAGAAUUAACAGAACAAUGCCUAAUGCCAACACCGCGCCAUAAAGCGAUUCAAAUUCAGAAAAGAUACACAAUAAAGAGGGAAAUUUAUUCAUUAAACUGUAGGGAUUAAAAAUAGACGCGGAGACUGCAUUAGAGAAGCUGUAACGUUACUGUUUUUUGGCACAACUGCACCUUUCCAGAGGAAAACGAACUAUCAAGAUGGCUGACUCUAGCACUGGCAAGCCUAUUAUGGUCACUUCCUCUGUCUCCCUCAAAAUGACUGCCCCUUCUUUCUACAACCAACCCAAAAAGUUUGCGUCUGUCGCUCCACCACGCCCCAAAGGACAGAUGGCCCCAUCACAGCCGUCAUCGUUUGUAAGCACUGGUGUUAUUGGACGAGUUGGAGAGAUGCCCCCGCCCCCUUCAACUCUUUGCGAGGACUUCCCGCCCCCUCCUCCUCCACCACUGGAUGAUGCAGAGCUUCCAGCCCCUCCUCCAGAAUGCCAAAUCACACUCCCUGCAUCUGAUGCCCCUCCUCCUGCGUUCCCAGCCCCGCCCCCUGUUGCAGAAGACCUGAACCUCCCUGCACCUCCCGAGGAAUUAACCUCUGCACCUCCUGCCUCCUUCCCUCCACCCCCACCACCUCCUCCUCCUCCUCUCCCUGAGACCGGUGCAGGCGUCAGCUCUCAGAGGGUGUUUGAGAAACAGACCAGUUUUGACAGGCAGCUGGGCACUUUGACCGAUAUGUUAUCAGAAAUGGAGACGAGCAGACCUUUCAGUCCAAAGUUGCCUAGCCAGUUUUCAUCAGCACCAGCGCCGAAGCCUGCAGCGCCUCCACCGACCGCUCCUAAACCCACCCUCUCCUUUCUGCCCCCUCCUGAGCUGCAGGAUCGUCCUCCCCCUGCACCUUGGGCUGAGGAGCUACGUGCCCGAACACGACCGGCCAAUCAGAACACAGCAUCUGCCCCUGCCCCUGCCCCUGCCCCUGCCCCUGCCCCUGCCCCUGCCCCUGCCCCUGCCCCUGCCCCCGUGCAGUCAUUUCCUAAAGGCCCAGCUGUGGCUCCAAAGACCAACUUCCCUCCCAGUCAACUGAAUUCAAAUUUUGGAUCCAAAACCGUUAGUCCUGCGCCUACUGGAGGAGCAAGAGGGUUUAACCACGCCGUUAAAACCCCUCCCCAAAGCUCUUUCCCACCACCUCCACCUGCCGCCCCUCCUGCCCCCGUUCCUCCACCAGCGAAUAUUCCCACCCCUGCACCUACUUUCAAUCACUCUGAAAAAUCUCCCACUGGCUGUCAGCAAAGCUUUGCUCCGCCUUCUCCUGCUGCACCCAAGACAUCACCCGUCUCGUCAUUCAACAGACCAGCAGGAAAGACUGUUCCCCCGAAGGUGUCUGGUUCAGGUUCAGGUUCAGGUUCAGGUCCUGGUGGAGCUCCUCUCACUAUGAGGGAAGUAGAAGAGCUGGAGAAAAUGACCAAGGACUUUAUCAAAGACAUGGACAAGCAUCCUCCUGUGAUCGCCUCUCCAGCUACAGAGGUGUGUGGUAACUGUGGAGAGGCUCUGUCUAGAUCUCAGCCAGCAGUAAGAGCGAUGGAUCAACUCUUCCACUCGCACUGUUUCUGCUGCGUGACCUGUCAGCGCCCCCUGCAGGGCAUGCAGUUCUACGACCGGGACGGGACGCCUCAGUGUGAGGACUGCUACACGAAUUCUCUGUGUGUGUGUUCUCGCUGUGGGGAGCGGAUCAAAGAUCGUGUGCUGAAAGCGGUGGGCCAGUGUUUCCAUGCCCACUGUUUCCUCUGCACUACCUGCGGCUGCACCCUGGAGGGCGCUCCAUUCAUCACCGAUGAUGAUAACAACCCCUACUGUGUCAAAGAUUACCAUCGCCGUUUCUCUCCUCUUUGCGUGAGCUGCAAUGAGCCGAUCAUUCCCGACCCUGGAAGUGAGGAGACUCUCAGGGUGGUUGCCUUAGAGAAGAACUUCCACCUGAAGUGCUACCGCUGUGAGGACUGCACUCGUCCUCUUUCCAUAGAGGCAGACGCUGAUGGCUGCUAUCCGUUGGAUGGCAGAAUUCUGUGCAUGAAGUGUCAUACCCAGCGUGCCAAGCAGGCCAAACACUGAUUGGUGAAACUUGCCGCAAACCAAAUUGAAAACACAUAAUUGGCUCAGCGUUGACAAUGAAUUUUCAGUAUGUGUUUGUGAGUGUUGUACUUCUCUCUUCUGUCUCACAUUCUCAGUCUCCUCAUGUUUCGCCUAUCCUCAACAAAGUUCUGCUGCUUUCUCUGAAUGGCCUUAUUCAGAGUUCGGUUAACAGCUUGCCCUCUUUGCCCUGGCUUUUUUCUGCUAGGGCUUGAUGUGUGCGAGCACAGUGUUAGUGCCUCCCUGUUGAAUGUUAAAUGCAACACAAUUUUUACCCCUAGAUUGAUAUGUAAAGUGUUAGAGAAAUGAUUUUUAGGCUUGAAUUUUUACUGUAGUGGCUGACUCAGUGCAGAGGUAAUGUACUGCACUGCCGUCUCAGUUCAGCGAGCUGUACGACUCCCAGCAUGCCUUGAGAAAAACUCCAAACAUCCAUAAAUUGUACCACAGCUACUGAGGCGAGAUGUAACCUCUGUAUAUCCACAACCAUCCAUGCACUUUCAAUAAGGCUUUCCGAAACAUACCUUGUAGUUGAUGAGAAGGGCUCUGUGUGAAAUGUGUCCCGACAAAUGUAAAAUAAGCAAAAACCAAGCUAGGGAAAGGCGAAAGAACAACGCAAUUUAUCUAUUUGUCAUGCAUGCUUAGUUUCUAGAAGCGUUCACUUGUAAAUGAACAAAAAUUUUUCAAAAAAGCACAUUUGUUUUGUCCUAAAACGUAUUGAACAAAACAUGUGAUUAUACAGUUGAGUAAGUUUGCGUUGAUGAUCAUAGCCAGUGUCAGUUCAGUUGGUUUUCUUUCCACAUAUUCCCAGAGGUAUUUAGUGAUUGUACACUUGAAGGUUCGAUUUGACGAUUAAUAAGUAUUUCCAAAGAAAAGCACAUCAGUCACUGAGCCUGUUAUAUUUAAUAAUAAGUCAUAAAUGUGACAUUGUAGCUAAAGCUUCUUUGAAAACAUCUGGAUAAUAGAUCGUAUUAUCUACGCAAAAGCCUCAGAAUAUACUUAACUAGAGCAUUUUGGUUAUACAUAUAGCAAAAUUCAUUCAACAUUACAAAACUGUACAGUUCGUUUGAUCAUUUUUGUUUAAAAACAACAGUGUUACUUACUGUAGAAAAACCAGCAUGUUUCUGAACAGAUUGAAAUAUUAGAUUUUUAACUGUCAGCAUUCCCUGUCAACAUUUGGCGUUUUAGUUCAUUUGUUUAGUUUUUUUAGUUUCGCGUGUUGUCGUGUUUUUCAUAGCAGCUACUCUCUCACUAACACCACUUAUUUUGGCUUUAAGGUAGCACUGAUAUUAUUUUGAGAAUUGCAUCUGUAUUUACAUCCGGUAUCUCAGAAAGGUUUUAUUUAUCUUUGCACCUCAAUGCGUGUUCCCUUCCUGGCGUUGUAUCUUGACUUUUGACUAACCAAGAAAUUCUCGUAUGUAAUAAUCUAAUAAAACGAUGGCUGCCAUCAUAAAAAAAAAAUAAAAAUGACUUGACCAAAUCCAACACAUUAUGCAUGAUUUGUAGUUAUUGUUAUUACAGUGUUUUUUUACAUUAUGUUGCACGGUUGCCUCAUUUCCAUGCUGUUAUCACAAUACUGCUGAUUUCAGUAAGCCGUCAUUGACCAUUUGAACACUUAUGGUUUAGCCUUUAUGUAUUUACCAUUCAUCAGUACUUUGUCCGUUGUUGUUUUGUGCAAACUGAACAUCUAAAUUCCUCUCUUAAUAUGUGAACGUGUGUAUGUUUACUGUCGAAAGUAUGCCAAACGUGUUAUUUUUGCUAUCAUUGUUUUCCUUCCAUAUUUGUACUGUAUUCUGAACUAAUAAAAGUAUCAAGUUGACAAAUGGA